AUAUCUUCAACGUAAUGACGUUACCCUUCCGCUCAACUGUCAGAGUGACGUUCUCUUCACGCAAGUCUGUGGCGACGUGGAAAUAUGUUGGAAGGGGACUAGAUACAGUGCCCAGUGUGGUAGUGGGAGAUGAGGCAGUGAGAAAGAGAGCCUCUCCUCAGACCCCGUGUACUCAGGAGAUGGGAGCCAACACCAGCCAGGUCAGUGACCUGUGUGAGAACCAGAGCCUCAGGACCCUGAUCGGAACAGAGUCCAUCUCAGAGAAUGAUCCCUUCUGGAACCAGCUCAUCUCUUUCACCUUCAUCAGUCCCACUAGCAGUGGGGACUCCAAGCUGUUGGAAGAGGCUGUCAUUCCCCUCGCCAAGAUCCUGAUUGAGAACAAUCCCAGAACAGGGAAUUUUGGAGCCCUGGUGAGAAUAUUCCUGGGAAGAACCAAAGAGCUGAAAAUAUCCACAGAAUGCCAAGAUCAGCUGUUUAUCUGGCAGGCCCACAAUGCCCUGUUUAUGAUCCGCUGCCUGCUCAAAGUCUUCAUCAGUGAGAUGACAGAAGAGGAGCUGCACCAACAGUUCUCCUACCAGGAGAGGGCGCCAGGCUCCUGCGACACGGGGAGAGAGGACUUGCUGGAGGAGCUGAUGUGUAACCUGGUACACCUGGUCGUGGAGGUGCCCCUGCUGGACAUCACGUACAGUAUCCUGUUUGAGGCUGUGACCACCAUGUUGGUGUUACUGUCCUACCAGCUCUUCCACAAGGAGAUACUGAGAGACGGACUCAUUUACCAGUACCUGAUGAAGGAACGAUGUGUGUCCCUGACCAGUCGGUUAGUGAAGACCCUGCUGUAUAACUUCAUCAGACAGGAGAAGUGUCCUCCUCCCACCACACACAUCUUUGAUCAGCAGUCUGACGGUGGAGGCCUGCUCUACGGCCUCGCCUCAGGGGUAGCAAGUGGGUUGUGGAGUGUGUUCACACUGGGCGGAGCCAGCAGUAAACCAGGAUUGGAGCAGGAACAGAACCCGCUUCCCUUAUCCAAUCAGAGCCUGUUAUUACUCCUGGUGCUAGCCAAUCUGACAGAUGGACCAAACGACUGCCCCAACCCCUACAGACAGGCUGUCACCUGCUUCAAAAACACACAAGACACGUCGUCCAUCCCGACAGAGCAGCACCAUACGUUCCAGAUUAACUUCAACAGCCUGUACACAGCUCUGUGUGAGCAACAGAGGUCUGACCAGGCUACGCUGUUACUCUAUACGCUGCUGCAUCAGAACACCAAUAUGAGGAACUACAUGCUGUCACGCACAGACAUGGAGAACCUGGUGGUGCCCAUCCUAGAGAUCCUGUACCAUGUGGAAGACAGGAACUCUCAUCACGUCUACAUGGCCCUCAUCAUCCUCCUCAUCCUCACUGAGGACGACACCUUCAACAGAUCCAUACACGAGGUGGUAUUGAAGAACAUAACGUGGUAUUCAGAACGUCAGUUAACAGAGAUCUCUCUGGGUAGUCUACUCAUCCUGGUGGUCAUACGCACCAUCCAAUACAACAUGACACGGACCAGGGAUAAGUACCUGCACACCAACUGCCUGGCAGCCCUGGCCAAUAUGUCAGCCCAGUUCCGCUGCUUACACCAGUACGCUGCCCAGCGCAUCAUCAGUCUAUUUGCACUGCUGUCCAAGAAGCACAACAAGGUCUUGGAACAGGCUACCCAGUCUCUGAGAGGUCCCCGGGGGGCAGACGACAGCUCUGUGCUGCCUGACUACAAGAGGCUCUACAUGUUUCAUGCAGAGGGAGUGAAAUUGGAAGAGGCUCUACAUGUUUUAUGCAGAGGGAGUGAAAUUGGAAGAGGCUCUACAUGUUUCAUGCUGAGGGGUGAAAUGAGAAGAGGCUCUACAUGUUUCAUGCAGAGGGAGUGAAAUUGGAAGAGGCUCUACAUGUUUCAUGCAGAGGGGGUGAAAUUGGAAGAGGCUCUACAUGUUUCAUGCAGAGGGGGUGAAAUGAGAAGAGGCUCUACAUGUUUCAUGCUGAGGGGUGAAAUGAGAAGAGGCUCUACAUGUUUCAUGCAGAGGGGUGAAAUUGGAAGAGGCUCUACAUGUUUCAUGCAGAGGGAGUGAAAUUGGAAGAGGCUCUACAUGUUUCAUGCUGAGGGGUGAAAUGAGAAGAGGCUCUACAUGUUUCAUGCAGAGGGAGUGAAAUUGGAAGAGGCUCUACAUGUUUCAUGCAGAGGGGGUGAAAUUGGAAGAGGCUCUACAUGUUUCAUGCAGAGGGGGUGAAAUGAGAAGAGGCUCUACAUGUUUCAUGCUGAGGGGUGAAAUGAGAAGAGGCUCUACAUGUUUCAUGCAGAGGGGUGAAAUGAGAAGAGGCUCUACAUGUUUCAUGCAGAGGGGGUGAAAUUGGAAGAGGCUCUACAUGUUUCAUGCAGAGGGGGUGAAAUUGGAAGAGGCUCUACAUGUUUCAUGCAGAGGGGUGAAAUUGGAAGAGGCUCUACAUGUUUCAUGCAGAGGGGUGAAAUUGGAAGAGGCUCUACAUGUUUCAUGCAGAGGGAGUGAAAAUGGAAGAGGCUCUACAUGUUUCAUGCAGAGGGAGUGAAAAUGGAAGAGGCUCUACAUGUUUCAUGCAGAGGGAGUGAAAAUGGAAGAGGCUCUACAUGUUUCAUGCAGAGGGGGUGAAAUUGGAAGAUUCUGAAACGAAUAAAGAAAUGUUGGUAAUAUUGGCAUUUUGAUGACAUUAACUCUGCCCAGAAGAGAAGUAGGAAAGAACCUUUUUAAUAACUGGAAUGGAGUUCAAUUUAUACAAAUAUAAGCAGAAUCUCUGUCUUCGACCAAUUUACUUUAUCCAGAUAGUUUACCAAACUCUUCAAGCAGUGAUAGGAGCACUGGAAUUGAGUAUGAGCAGUCGAAGAGAGAGAGCAAUGACAUACAAUGAUAUAACAUGCUAUUAUUUUUCCAAUUGGAAUUCCUUUCAUUUGGUCAUGGGAUCUAAUCAUAGCAGCAAGGGAUUCUAUGACCGAAGCAAAAAGUUGUGCACUGGUCGGACAGCCUUGCCGUGUCCCUCCAGACAACAGGAAGGGGGUUGAGUAUUGUGUGUUGGUUUUAACUACAGCCGUUGGUGAAUUAUAAAGAAUUUGAAUCCAAGAGAUAAAUAAUAGAAAAUAGAAGUAAAGUAUUUCCAUUCCAUUCUGUCGAAUGAUUUUUCAGCAUCGAGAGCGAAAACAUUUGGGAUCUUAAGAUCACUAGUGUGACAAAGAAUGUCAAUAUAUCUACGUAAAUGAUCAGGAGAGAGAGGACCCUGCACAAAACCAGGUUGGUCUGUGUGGAUGAGAUUCUAGGUGCAGAGUUAAUAUAAUCAACAUUUAAAACAUUUCAAAGUGACACGUCUAUGGGAGGAGCAAAACGUCUUUAUCCUUCUUCUUCAGUGAAGUAUUAGCUGCAUGACGUAAAGUAGGAGGAAGCUGUUUUAGACGGUCAUUGACGAAGAGGGAGAAAGCGAGACAUCGCCCGGCUCAGAGAAUUGCUAAUAGAUUUCUAUAGGAGAACCAUCUAAUCCCGGUGUCUUUUCAUUUUGGCUGAUAGCUCAUCAGUAGUAAUGGCUUGAUCUUUUUAGUUUUUUAUUCAUUUAAACUUUAUUUAA
Oncorhynchus mykiss (rainbow trout) is the source of this 3618-nucleotide messenger RNA. Lineage: Eukaryota; Metazoa; Chordata; Actinopteri; Salmoniformes; Salmonidae. The record is from RefSeq and is a predicted model, not a curated record.